Branchiostoma belcheri (Belcher's lancelet) is the source of this 1307-nucleotide messenger RNA. RefSeq names its product palmitoyltransferase ZDHHC22-like. The transcript is spliced from 7 exons. Lineage: Eukaryota; Metazoa; Chordata; Leptocardii; Amphioxiformes; Branchiostomatidae. Gene Ontology annotation, molecular function: palmitoyltransferase activity. Bases 123 to 1307 code for a protein of 394 amino acids. The record is from RefSeq and is a predicted model, not a curated record.
AGGUAAGUCAUCACAGGUGACCCCGCGCGUCCCUAGCAACCAGAUAGCAGCGGGUCAAGCCAACCACGAGGUUUAUUACGAUAAUUUUCAGCAACACUUCAACAGUAAACAUAACCCUCAAGAUGCACAGAAUCACCAUGGACAUGGACAUCAGUGACAUGCACUGGAAGAUCAAGGGCACUUCCAAGUUCACCCGCAAGGGGGCGAGCAUUCUGGGCAUCAUAUAUUUCUUUCUUUUCGCCGCGACCAUCAUGUGGACGACCGUUGUGUACGCUUUGCCUGCUCUUUUUCCCGAGUCUGCUGACGACGGCCGGGUUCACUACGGCCUCUUGGUCUUUUUAUGGGGGAAUAUGUUAGCAAACUACUGCUUGUGUUGCACCACGAAGUCUUUCUACGCGGACCACGAGCCGAGGCAUGUUCCCGAGCACUGGAACUACUGCCUGCCGUGCGGGAGACACCUCCCUCCGCGGGCGCACCACUGUCUGUACUGCGACAGGUGUGUGCUGAAGAGAGACCAUCACUGCUUCUUCACCGGAUGUUGUGUGGGAUACUUCAACCAGCGACGUUUUGUUCUGUUCAACCUGUACACGUGUCUGAGUGCUCUCCACGUGCUGGGGUUGCUGCUGCAGUAUCUAGAGAUACUAAACGGUCCCACUAUGGAGAGGUUGUUGUCUUAUAUCUUCCCUGUCAUGGUCUAUGAAUGGUACGUAGGUUCCAUGCCGACCUUCACAGCCCUGGUGAUACUGGAGAUGUACGUGUGUGUGGUAGCUUGUAUCGGGUGCGGAGGGCUGUUCGGCUGGCAGAUGAUGAUCAUCAGGGACGGGCAGACGUCGUACGAGGCCGUCAAGGACAUCAAAUACUUCAACCAGCGACGUUUUGUUCUGUUCAACCUGUACACGUGUCUGAGUGCUCUCCACGUGCUGGGGUUGCUGCUGCAGUAUCUAGAGAUACUAAACGGUCCCACUAUGGAGAGGUUGUUGUCUUAUAUCUUCCCUGUCAUGGUCUAUGAAUGGUACGUAGGUUCCAUGCCGACCUUCACAGCGCUGGUGAUACUGGAGAUGUACGUGUGUGUGGUAGCUUGUAUCGGGUGCGGCGGGCUGUUCGGCUGGCAGAUGAUGAUCAUCAGGGACGGGCAGACGUCGUACGAGGCCGUCAAGGACAUCAAGAGAUAUAACUUCGGCCGGACCCAGAAUCUACGAGAAGUCUUUGGACCCUACUGGCUGCUGAAUUUUGUCUUUCCGAUGUGGACAAAGCUACCAGGAAACGGCAUUGACUGGACCCACACUAAGAUUGUCAAGGGAUACUGA